Molecule: messenger RNA, 624 nt
Organism: Hypanus sabinus (Atlantic stingray)
Lineage: Eukaryota; Metazoa; Chordata; Chondrichthyes; Myliobatiformes; Dasyatidae
Product: gastrula zinc finger protein xLCGF3.1-like
Exons: 2
Biological process (GO): central nervous system development; regulation of transcription by RNA polymerase II
Cellular component (GO): nucleus
Molecular function (GO): DNA-binding transcription factor activity, RNA polymerase II-specific; RNA polymerase II cis-regulatory region sequence-specific DNA binding
Source: RefSeq, a predicted model, not a curated record
CAGUCAGUUCACACUGGAGAGUGGCCAUUCACCUGCUCAUACUGCGGGAAGGGAUUCUCCGAAUUACCUCAACUUAAGGUACAUCAGCGAGUUCACACCGGAGAGAGGCCAUUCACCUGCUCAGACUGUGGGAAGGGAUUUGCUUCGUCAUCCCAUCUGAAGAUACAUCAGCGAGUUCACACUGGAGAGAGGCCGUUCACCUGCUCAGACUGUGGGAAAGGAUUCACUCAGACAUCUCAACUGAAGGCACACCAGGGAGUUCACACCGGAGAGUGGGCAAUCACCUGCUCGGACUGUGGGAAGGGAUUUACUUGCUCAUCCCAUCUGAAGGUACAUCAGCAAGUUCACACUGGAGAGAAGCCAUUCACCUGCUCAGACUGUGGGAAAGGAUUCACUCAGUUAUCUCAACUGAAGGCACACCAGGGAGUUCACACCGGAGAGUGGCCAAUCACCUGCUCAGACUGCGGGAAGGGAUUCGCUUCGUCAUCCCAUCUGAAGAUACAUCAGCGAGUUCACACUGGUGAGAGGCCGUUCACCUGCUCAGACUGUGGGAAAGGAUUCACUCAGUCAUCCAUCCUAAAGGCACAAUACGUGGCUAUCAAGAGUCCCGGUGAAGGGUCUUGA